Messenger RNA from Coffea eugenioides, 6895 nucleotides. RefSeq lists its product as uncharacterized. Gene Ontology annotation, cellular component: nucleus; zeta DNA polymerase complex. Gene Ontology annotation, molecular function: DNA-directed DNA polymerase activity; nucleotide binding; DNA binding. Bases 143 to 6628 code for a protein of 2161 amino acids. Gene Ontology annotation, biological process: double-strand break repair via homologous recombination; error-prone translesion synthesis. NCBI's taxonomy places the organism in Eukaryota, Viridiplantae, Streptophyta, Magnoliopsida, Gentianales, Rubiaceae. The transcript has 11 exons. The record is from RefSeq and is a predicted model, not a curated record.
AUAUGAUAGUGAUUUAAAAAUCAAUGUUGGAACUUCUUUUCAUGAAAAAAUUGUGGCAGACAAAUGCCCAAAUUGUAUACAGGGUGAUGCACAUGGACUUAAUAACUGUACAGAGUCCUCUAGUGCAUUAAUUGGAUGCUCCAUGAGGGAUUUAAUGAGAAAAAAACGAAGCCAUUGCAGUGAGCUAUCUGAAUGUAGAGCUUCUGAGGUUAUAAAGGUUACUAGUGACAAGGAACAGAAAGACAAGAUUUUUGUUUCCAAGAAACUGACAAAUGACGAAGAAUGCAAUAGAUCUCAGAUUUCCUACUCACCCAGAUCUGCAGUUACAGAUAAAUUAGGAGAAUUAUGUGAGUGUCCUGCAUCGGCAGAGUUCGCUAAGGUGAACACUGAUGGAUCUGAUCUUUUUGUGCAUGCAGAAUUUGCAGGUCUCUGCACAAGGGGGAUGCGUUGUUCCUCUAGGUUGCCUGGGGAACUUAAAAAAGAUAGCCCACUUAAGGAGGCUAUCAGUUCAUGCUGUCAAUCCUCCAACCAUGUCGGAUGUCAAAUCUUUGAGAAAAAUUAUUCAAUUUUAGACUCUGGUUUGAAGAGCAAGGUUUCCAUGCAUGAGAUACCUGAAAUGGGAAAUGACAACAAUAAGGACACAGGGGUGUCAACUACAGUGAAUCUAUUGCAGACUGAGCCCCAGAUUAACAGACAUGUAAAAUCCCCUGGAUUUUACAGUUCAAGAUUGUCUGCUAGUAGCAUGAUAGCACACCCUGUGGAACUAAUUUGUUUAACUUUGUGUCAGAAACCCCCAGUGAUAGAGUGGACCGAUGAACCUGAUGGAGAUUCUGUAUUGUCACCUUCUAUUUCUCAGGACCCUCAUGAGCUGGUGGAAAAGGAGGAAGGAAUAUCUCUUCUGGGUGAAGUUGCAGAUGACAUUCUUCCUUUCUUCAUAAAUGACAACCUAGAAGGAAAAGAGCUUCGAAACCUAAACUGCCAGGAAGCAGGAUAUAGUUAUCAUCAAGAUUCAAUCAUCGGUGUCCCUGUUCACUAUCAGAAUGAUGGCUCCUAUCUAUAUAUGUUGACUCCUGUUCAGUCACCGCCAUCAGAGGAAAAUGUCAAGAGAUGGCUUUCUUUAGAUGGCAGAAAUACUUCAAGAGAAAAGGCAGCAGAUGCAUCAGUUCUGUUUAUAUCACCUAAGCAUUUGUCCGAUGAUCUCGUGGAUUCACGGCGUCCUUUAUGCCAUGCUUCUAAUCUGUCUUCUCUGGAUUCCGAGGCAAGGUCUGAGUCCAACCUUCAUCAGUUGAAUCACCAUAACCAGGAAAACUUCAAUGGACAAGUAGAGGCUCAUAAUGAUGAGGUGAGAACAAUCCAGAAGGAUGCAUACAAAAUUUUGAUGUCUAAGCCAUCAGCUGUUUUUUCACAAGAACACUCUCAGUUAUCUGGUCCUGAUGUGAAAUCAAAGUUGACUCCUUUAAGUCAGAUGGGUUUUCGGGAUCCAGCUAGUGUUGGUGGGAGGCAGCAGCUAACAAUUGUGAGUAUUGAGGUUCAAGCAGGAUGUAGGGGAGAUUUAAGGCCUGAUCCUAGGUUUGAUGCCAUUGAUAUUAUAACUCUUGUUUUUCAAGAUGAUGAUGAUGCAAUGGUUGAUUGUUUCAUGCUUUUGCGGUCCAAUACAGUUAUAACUGAAACAAAUCUAGAUGGAAUACCUGAUUGCAAGGUUUUGCUUUUCCCUGAAGAGAAGCAAGUAUUUAGCCAUUUCACAAAGAUUAUAUCUAUCUUUGAUCCAGACACAUUAAUUGGCUGGGAUGUUCAAGGGGGUUCCCUUGGUUUUCUUGCUGAAAGGGCUGCUUAUCUUGGCAUUGGUUUGCUAAAUAACAUAUCUCGAAUACCAUCUUCUAGAGGUCUCAAUACUACUGAGGAAGAUAUGCCAGAUGAUAUGUCUCUUAAGGUGGCUACUGCUGAUCCUGUGCCUUUAGAUGGUGCUAUCGUUGAAGAUGAAUGGGGCCGAACUCAUGCCAGCGGUGUCCAUGUUGGUGGUCGAAUUGUUCUUAAUGUUUGGCGAUUAAUGCGAGGUGAAGUUAAGCUUAGGAUGUACACUAUGGAGGCUGUUGCUGAAACUGUAUUGAGGAAGAAAGUUCCAUAUAUUCCUUGCAUGGUGUUGGCAAAAUGGUUUUCAAGUGGUCCUGGUCGUGCAAGAUAUCGCUGUAUGGAGUAUUUGUUAGUGAAAACUAAGUUGAACCUUGAUAUCAUGAAUCAACUUGAUAUGAUAAACAGAACAUCAGAACUUGCUCGAGUCUUUGGUAUUGACUUCUUUUCUGUUCUCUCUAGAGGUUCACAGUAUCGAGUUGAAUCAAUGUUUCUUAGACUGGCACAUACACAAAAUUAUGUUGCCAUUUCUCCUGGAAAUCUACAGGUUGCUUAUCAGCCUGCAAUGGAGUGUCUUCCUCUUGUGAUGGAACCAGAGUCUGGCUUUUAUGCAGACCCAGUUGUUGUUUUGGAUUUUCAGUCUCUUUAUCCAUCAAUGAUAAUUGCAUAUAACCUUUGCUUUUCUACAUGCCUUGGAAAAAUCACAUCUUCAAUGGCAAAUAUUCUUGGUGUCAGUUCUUAUUCACCAGAUAUGAAGGUUUUGCAGAAUUUGAAGCAUGAAAUACUGCUUACUCCAAAUGGUGUUAUGUAUGUACCUUCAAAGUUUCGUAAAGGAGUACUGCCCCGCUUACUGGAAGAAAUAUUAUCAACUAGAAUUAUGGUAAAAAAAGCAAUGAAGAAAUUAGCUCCAUCACAGCAGGUGCUACACCGUAUAUAUGAUGCCAGGCAACUUGCCCUAAAGUUAAUAGCAAACGUGACUUAUGGCUAUACAGCUGCUGGAUUUAGUGGUCGCAUGCCCUGUGCAGAGCUAGCAGACAGUAUUGUGCAAUGUGGUCGUAGAACACUAGAGGCUGCUAUUUCCUUUGUGAACAAUCAUAACAAGUGGAAAGCAAAAGUUGUAUAUGGUGAUACUGAUAGCAUGUUUGUUCUCCUUAAGGGACGUUCUCGUAGGGAAGCUUUCCACAUUGGUAAUGAGAUUGUGUCAGCAAUAAGUGCAAUGAAUCCAAAUCCUGUUGUGCUAAAGAUGGAAAAGGUCUAUCAACCUUGCUUCCUCCUUACUAAGAAAAGGUAUGUUGGCUACAGCUAUGAGAGUCCUGACCAAAGUAAGCCAAAGUUUGAUGCAAAAGGUAUUGAGACAGUAAGGAGAGAUACAUGUGACGCUGUAUCCAAGACAAUGGAGCAGUCGCUGAGACUCUACUUCGAACAUCAAGAUAUUGAUAAGGUUAAGGCAUACCUAUUGCGUCAAUGGACACGGAUUAUAUCUGGCAGAGUCUCUCUUCAAGAUUUUGUUUUUGCAAAAGAGGUCUGCUUAGGCACUUACAGUUCACGGGCGUCAUCACUUCCCCCAUCAGCAAUUGUAGCCACUAAAGCAAUGAGGGCUGACCCGAGGGCAGAACCACGCUAUGCAGAGCGAGUUCCUUAUGUGGUAGUUCAUGGUGAACCUGGUGCCCGACUGGUAGAUAUGGUUGUGGAUCCAAUGGAACUUCUUGCUCUUGAUUCUCGUUACAGAUUAAAUGAGGCCUAUUAUAUUAGGAAACAGAUAAUUCCAGCUUUACAGCGAGUUUUUGGGCUCGUUGGAGCUGACUUGAACCAAUGGUUCUCUGAUAUGCCGCGUCCUGAAAGGGAAACUGUCGGUAAACGUCAUUUUUAUGCUCCAAAUCAACAUCGAACUAGAAUUGACUAUUACUACCUAUCACGACACUGUAUCCUCUGUGGUUCACUAGUACAAGCAUCAAGCUAUCUCUGUCAUAACUGUUCUAAGAGUGAGGCAACUGUUGCAACAGCUUUGAUCGGAAGAACUGCAAAACUGGAAAAGGAAAUCCAACAUCUUGCUGCUAUUUGCCGGCAUUGUGGCGGUGGGGACUGGCUUUUAGAAAGCGGGGUGAAAUGCACAUCUCUCGCAUGCUCUAUUUUCUACGAGAGAAGGAAAGUUCAGAAAGAACUGAAGUCUCUCGCUGCUGCUGCUACAGAACUUGGUUUCUACCCUACUUGCAUGGCUGAAUGUCUCAAGCAGCCAAACUGGGAAGUUCUGCUUCCAUUCAGUUACAUUUGUCAAUCUCAGGGUUUAACUUCUCCGCCACCAGCCAAAAUGCUCCUCCUCCGCAGACGCCUGAAAAACCUGCACUUUCCGGCACGUUUCCACCACCACCACCACUACCACUACCACUACCCUAACAGAAUAUUCCCUAAGCUACCCUUAUCUUCUUUAUCCUCUGCCCAGUCCCAGACCACCACCUCCUCAGACCCCACUCCAAAACCCUCUUCUCUAUCCGCUCGUAUGAGCUUUGUAUUCGAACAAAUCGACGCUAUUGAGAAGGAACGCUCCCAGAAAGACCAAACCCUGCAGCGAAUUCGUGCCUGGCGCGAAUCCAAGAAACAACAACAACAACCCACCACAGACUUAAGUCCGGCCGAGGCCGAGUUGUCAGAAAAGAAAUUGGAAUUGAAGAAGGACGAAAAUGAGGUUAGUCCUAAGAAUGCUGGGGGAUUGUUGGAUGGUAAAAUAAAGGAAGUUGAGCUGGUCCAUCCGUGGCCUGAGUGGAUUGAGUUAAUGGAGAGAUUAGUGCAGCAGAAUUAUUUUGAUCAUAAGAGGAGAGAUGAAGAUGGUAUGAUGGAAACUGUGGGGUUUAAUUUAUCUGAAAUGGUUGAAGAGGAAGGAUUUGAUUUUACUAGGGAUUUCAAGACUGUUCAGACUGCUGUUCUGAAUUUUGGACGCGACCGGUUUGAUAUUUUGAGGUCAAUGUCAAGACAGGAUCUUCAAAUUUUGGUUGGUUACGGAUGCCCUAGUGCGGACAAGAAGGUGGUUUUUUCUGCAAAAUUGUUGAGGAAACAUGUCCACCUGGAUGAGGGAGAUGUUUGUAGUUCCUGCAGUUUGAGAAGUUCUUGUGAAAGAGCAUAUCUGCUUACAAAUAAAGAGGAUGAAGCCAGGACCAUGGAUGUCAUGCGUAUGUUAUUGACAUAUGGCUUUGAUGCAGUAAAUGGAUCAGUUGCAAAUAAGUCUCUUAUGAAGAUGAAAACUCUGAAGACUGUUGUACGCAAAUUAAUUCAUGAUGUGGUAAAGUUGAGUGCAGUACCAAUAGAUCCAAAUCUUCCACCUCCUGUUAUUAAAAAGCCUCCACCUAAGGUGAAGCAGCCACCUCCCCCUCCAAAGAAGCGCGUAGGACGUGAUGACAUUGAAAUGAAAAAGGGUGAUUGGCUUUGCGUAAAGUGUGACUUUAUGAAUUUUGCAAAGAACACGGUGUGCCUACAAUGUGAUGCCAAGCGUCCUAAGAGACAGCUUCUUCCAGGAGAAUGGGAGUGCCCACAGUGCAAUUUCUUGAACUAUAGGAGAAACAUGGUGUGCUUUCAUUGUGAACACAAGCGCCCGCCAGAUGAAUUUAUGGAGAGUCAAGUGCAAGAUAGGCAACACAGUCCAAGGAGAUUGGAGAAUAUUUCAGGCAGGCCAGAGAUUUCCAAUGCAUGGAAUUUUGAUUUUGAUGACAAUGAAUCUGAUGGGGCAGAUGUUGCUGCCUUUGAGUAUGCAGAUUCUAAGAAGAUGCAUGAAGAUUUUCCUUCAGAUAAGCAACCACAUGCAGGGGUUGCUAGGGCAUGCGAAGAUGGAUUGCACAAGGAUUACAGGUCUGCUAGAGAUACUGAUCCUGUCAAUCCCGGAUUUGGAUUCAACGAUUUUGAUGAUGAAGAUGAUGAUGUGGAAAAUUAUGAACUUGAUACUCGGAAUGAUGCACAGAAGGCUUCUACUGUAGAUUUUUCUGAGCUUGAUGUUGACUCGCAUUCAGAAGAUGAAGACAGAACAGGUCAUGAUUGGACUCUUCGUCGUAAGUCCAAUUUCCAGGCACAAAACAAGCCAUCUAAAUCAACACGUAGGGGAGUCGGUUUCUCUGGCUCUGAUCCUGAAAUAGAUUUUGGUACUGAUGAUGAGCUUCCUAUUCAUCCGAACUGGAAAUCUAGUCAUGUCAAUCAGAGAAGUAAAAGAAGAGGUGGCGUGAGUUUUGGUUCAGAUGAUGAGGUUAGCUCUGGCACUGAAUACACCAAUAAUGAUUUUGGAUCCAGGGAGAUGAAAGGGAAUAAAUGGAAGUCAAGUAGGAGUUCAAGAAAGCAAAAUAGUUUCGACAGUGAUGAUGAACCGUUCUCUGAUUUAGAAUCCAACAAUGACAAAGAUAAAUUUGGAAGUAGGAAAGCAAGCCUAAAUAGCCAAAGAAACACAUCUAAUGGCAGAAGAAACCGGGACAUGGGAAAUCUUCGCGGAUCUUCCCGAGAUUCUCCUAAAAGAUUUGAAGAUACUGAUUAUGGCCAUAGAAAAUAUACUAGAGAUGGUCGUUCACAGAAUUUUAGAAGCCCUCAAAGAGAAGGAUCUUUUAAGCAGAGACGAGACAAAAGAUUUGAAGAUGAUGACAAUGGCUACAGAAGUGAUUCUAGAGGUGGUCGUUCGCAGAAUUUUAGAAGUUCCAGUAGAGAAGGGUCUCAUAAACAGAGACAAGGUAGAUAUGGUAACUCUAACAAAUCUGGGGACAGUUAUUUGGAUGAUGAAAGACACAGGAGGCCCCGUGUAAACGUGAGAUAAACUUCAUCGGAUGAUCCGACUACGGCUACACUUUUUGCUACUUGUUGAUAUUCAUUUUAUCUACUGAUAAAAGAAAAGAUUAUUUGGUUGCUUUAACUUAGAAGGACAUGUUUGAGGUAUUUGUGAAGGUAGAAGUUUUCCUACGAAGUUAAUAGGCCGGGAUAAAAUCAAUGGGGAGUAGCAUUACCCUGAAAUGUAUAUAGAUAUUGUUAUAUGUUUGGGCUAUAUUGCCAGUUUAUCAUCAAUAUAUCAAUGCCAGUUUUCUGU